Rhodotorula toruloides NP11 is the source of this 723-nucleotide messenger RNA. Its product is annotated as 20S pre-rrna processing of protein. The transcript has a single exon. The record is from RefSeq and is a predicted model, not a curated record. Bases 1 to 723 code for a protein of 240 amino acids. Gene Ontology annotation, cellular component: nucleus. Lineage: Eukaryota; Fungi; Basidiomycota; Microbotryomycetes; Sporidiobolales; Sporidiobolaceae. Gene Ontology annotation, biological process: maturation of SSU-rRNA from tricistronic rRNA transcript (SSU-rRNA, 5.8S rRNA, LSU-rRNA).
AUGUCUGCCACGGCCUCAACGUCCGCCCAGCCGGCCCAGCAACUUCAACAGUCGCAUGAAGACCAAGCUCUCGGCCUCUUCGCGCGCUCGGCCCUUGACCUCUUCGAUAUGUGGCCCGCUCUCCGGCUCGCCAUCUCUCACGGCUGGGGCGGCGACGGCGGACAGGGCAAGACGCAUCUCGCCGAGGACGUCGUUGACCUGUUCUACUCGACUGCGACGAGUGGACAAGGUGGCGAGGGGUCGGCGAGCGCGAGCGGAUCCAGCUCGACGCACGAGGGAGGAAUCCCCAUCCCUCCGAUGGACGAGAUCGAGCAGACGCUCCUUUACGUGAUUGGAAACGAGUUCGACGUCGACCUCGAAGACGGAUCGGAGCACACGGUCGCGCGGGAUUUGGUCAAUCUCUGGCGGGAAUGCUUGCAGCGGGUUCGGGCGGGAGAGGAGGGCAUCGCAAAGGAAGGCCCGCUGGCAGAGAAGUUCAGGAUUGCAGCGGAGAAGGCGAGGGUGCAGGAUGGCCAGCAGCGGUUCGAGGCGCAGCGACAAGGCGGCGACGAGGACGAGGGCGAAACGUCGAGCGAGGGCGAGUACGAGACGGAGGACGACGAGGACGAGGAGAUGGGUGCUAUCGAGCGCGAGGCACCUCCGCCACGGGAACGGCAGGAGCCGGUUGUAGACGAGGACGGCUUCGAGCUUGUGCAAACCAAGAAGAAGGGAGGACGGCGGUAG